UAGUGUAGUAACAAAUUUUGGCGGGUAAGACAACAGUCAAAUAAAAGGAUAACAAUGUAAUGGGGCUGCUGGUCAUAAAUUCAAUUUUGAAGUAAUGAUAUCUUCAUCAAGGUCAACGAAUACUAUAGUCGUCUCAUGUCUAUACCAGAAAAAAACGUUGUCAUGACUCUCUUGUACGGUUGUACCUUCUGCAUCCACUUAUUCACUUCACCACCAAAUAUUGUUUCAUAUUUAUAAUUAAGUCAGGCUUCAACUUCAUCACCAGCACCAUCCCAAAUUUAGAAAGGAAAACAGUAGUCUUUUGCUAGUACUCAGUAAUGGGUCUCUUGGGUAUUUGCUUUCUUGUACUUUGGUUGUUGAAAAUUGCUGCUGCACAGCCACUCACGGACCCUAUUGAAGGUUCUUUAUUAUGUGGAUGCUCUGAAUAAGAUUAUUGACCAUUGGAAUCUGAGGAGCAAGCUGAAUUUAACCGGGGAUCCUUGUGCUCAAAAUGCUCCUUGGGCACCAGACCAAGCAAAUCCUAGAGUUAUUUGUGUCUGUUCUGCCACUAUUUGCCAUAUUACACACUUGAAAAUUUAUGCCUUGGACAUCUCUGGUGAACUUCCUAAAGAACUGUUUCUGCUAAAAGAAUUGAUGGAUCUGAAUUUGGCUCAAAAUGUUAUCAAUGGAACCAUUCCAGCUGAAAUCAGACAGUUAACAAAGAUGCAGUACUUGAGCCUUGGCAUUAAUAAUCUCACUGGUCCUGUGCCUCCAGAACUUGGAAGUCUAACCAAAUUGGUAUCCUUAAGUUUUAGUUCAAAUAAUUUCAGCGGACCAUUGCCACCUCAGCUUGGAAACUUAACCUCCUUACAGCAGCUGUAUAUUGAUAGCAGCGGAGUGAAUGGUCCAAUUCCUCAGGAACUAUCAAAUUUGAAGUCCCUGGAGAUUCUAUGGGCAUCUGAUAAUCGUUUUACCGGGAAGCUCCCUGAAUUCUUUGCGCACUUUAUGAACAUCCAAGACCUGAGACUAGAGGGAACACUUCUGGAAGGACCAAUUCCAAGCAAUUAUGGUGCCCUAAUAAAACUACAAGAUUUGAGAAUUGGUGCUCUGCGUAAUAAAGAUUCUUCUCUGGAUUUCGUGGAGAACAUGACGAGUCUUUCCAUAUUAUCAUUGAGAAAUUGCCGAAUUGCUGACCAACUACCAGAAAAACUUAUCUCUUUUCGCAACUUGCAAAUUCUGGACUUGAGCUUCAACAAGUUGACUGGUCAAAUACCAAACUCAUAUCAAGACUUUGCGUCAUUACAGUUCUUAGAUCUAGGAAGCAACAAAUUGAGCGGCGAGCUACCUCCCAAUAUCAUGAGUUCCAGUCUCACUGCCUUAGAUGUCUCUUUUAAUUCUCUCUCUGGAUACCUACCACCAAAAAGAUCAGGUUUAUCAAUGAAUAUCUUUGGAAAUUCUAUUAGUGACAGAACUUCAGAUGGAGGAAAGGCUUCUUCAACUUUAUCCUGCCUGCAAGGGAACACCAAGUGCAUUGACAUAGGUAGUUCAUCUUCCUUUUCCAUGAACUCUGGAGGAACGGCAAUAGAGUCUGCAGAUGACACCAAAUAUGCUAAUGACUUGGAGACGCUUAGUGCAGCCUCAUUUUACAUGAGCCCCAAUAACCAAUGGGCAGUGAGCAGCUCUGGAAUUUACAUUUCUAACCCACACGGACAAAAAUAUACAGCUCAGACAGGUUCCCAGAUCACAGGCACAUUAGACUCUGAGCUCUAUAAAACUGCUAGAAUAUCGCCUACCUCGUUGAGGUACUACGGUUUUGGAUUGAGCAAUGGAAGGUACCACGUUGAACUCCAUUUUGCGGAGAUACAAAUGGAUGAUUCUCACUCUUGGAAAGGUCUCGGAAGACGGUUAUUUGAUGUUUACGUUCAGGGAGAAAAAGUUCUUGAAGAUUUUAACAUUCAGAAAGAAGCAGGUGGAUCAAAAAGAGCUUUAGUUAAAACAAUUGGGGCAAAUGUGACUAACAGAGUGAUAGAAAUCCAUUUAUUGUGGGCUGGAAAAGGCACUUGUUGCAUUCCUUUUCAAAGCACCUAUGGUCCUUUAGUCUCUGCCAUCCAUGUCACUCAAGUAGCUAAAAGUGGCCGUUCUUCCAAAAACAAGAAGACACACGUUGGAAUAAUAUUUGGAAUUGUAGCUGGAAGUGCAGCUGGGGUACUGAUAGUUUCUUCAGUUUUCUGUCUCUGGUGGGCAAAUAGAAAAGCACCAAGCCAUAUGAAAGUCGCAACUGACUCAACAAAAAAAGGAUAGUUGAGGUAAUAAAGCGAAAAUAAGUGGUUUUAGCCCUUAUAAAAAGAAAACUUCCACAAGCUAUCCCCAGCAUGAUGGUAUGACCAAAUCAUAUGAUCACACAGGGAAUUAAUUUUCAUCAUGUGUAUGUUAGGCUGUUGAAACUUUGUACUAUCACGUUUGUUGAUAAAUGAUUGGACUGUUUCUUAUUUUCUUGAGAAUCAAAAUGUACAUAAAUAAAAGCAGCAUCAAGUUUUCAGGUUUA
This is a messenger RNA of Lycium barbarum (goji berry), 2524 nucleotides long. Its product is annotated as probable LRR receptor-like serine/threonine-protein kinase At1g56140. Gene Ontology annotation, molecular function: protein binding. The record is from RefSeq and is a predicted model, not a curated record. The transcript has 19 exons. NCBI's taxonomy places the organism in Eukaryota, Viridiplantae, Streptophyta, Magnoliopsida, Solanales, Solanaceae. Bases 634 to 2280 code for a protein of 548 amino acids.